Trichosurus vulpecula (common brushtail) is the source of this 1532-nucleotide messenger RNA. It is a transcript of the gene FNTB, whose product is annotated as farnesyltransferase, CAAX box, beta. The transcript has 12 exons. Gene Ontology annotation, molecular function: protein farnesyltransferase activity. Gene Ontology annotation, biological process: protein farnesylation. Lineage: Eukaryota; Metazoa; Chordata; Mammalia; Diprotodontia; Phalangeridae. The record is from RefSeq and is a predicted model, not a curated record. The coding region runs from base 68 to 1378 and encodes 436 amino acids. Gene Ontology annotation, cellular component: protein farnesyltransferase complex.
GCUACGCGUUGCAGUUUGACGAGGUUGAGUCUUGUCUGCCGCCAGCUGUGUUUUUUUUUUUAAAGCCAUGGCUGCUGCCGCUGCUUCUUCCUUUUCCUAUUUCCCUUCGCCCUUUCCCCUAGCCUGGUCCGAGUCUCUGUACUGCCUGAGCCCGGAGCACGUGCAGGAGCGGUUGCAAGACGACGCGGUGGAGACGGUCACCUCCGUGGAACAGGCAAAAGUAGAAGAUAAGAUAGAAGAGGUCUUCAAUGCUUACAAGAUCAACCAUCAUGUUCCAAGACUUAUUCUUCAUCGAGAGAAGCACUUCCAUUAUUUGAAAAGAGGCCUUCGACAGCUGACGGAUGCCUAUGAGUGUCUGGAUGCUAGCCGCCCCUGGCUCUGUUAUUGGAUCCUGCACAGCUUGGAGCUGCUUGAUGAACCCAUUCCUGAGUCGGUGGCUUCAGAUGUGUGUCAGUUUCUGGAACGAUGUCAAAGCCCAAUAGGUGGCUUCGGAGGGGGACCUGGUCAACAUCCACACCUUGCACCCACAUAUGCAGCAGUCAAUGCAUUGUGUAUCAUUGGCACUGAAGAGGCCUUUGAUGUCAUCAACAGAGAGAAACUCCUAGAAUACCUCUAUUCUUUGAAGCAACCUGAUGGUUCUUUUAUCAUGCACAUUGGAGGUGAGGUGGAUGUCAGGAGUGCUUAUUGCGCUGCCUCUGUUGCCUCCCUAACCAAUAUCAUCACUCCUAAACUCUUUGAAGGUACUGCAGAAUGGAUAGCAAGGUGUCAGAACUGGGAAGGUGGAAUUGGUGGUGUGCCAGGCAUGGAAGCCCAUGGUGGCUAUACUUUUUGUGGACUGGCAGCGCUGGUCAUCCUCAAGAAGGAGAAAUCCUUAAAUCUGAAGUGUUUGUUACAAUGGGUGACAAGCCGGCAGAUGAGGUUUGAAGGUGGAUUUCAGGGCCGAUGCAACAAGUUGGUAGAUGGCUGUUAUUCUUUCUGGCAGGCAGGGUUACUACCGCUGCUCCACCGAGCUCUACAUGCUCAAGGUGAUCCUGCCCUUAGUAUGAGUCGAUGGAUGUUUCACCAGCAGGCCUUGCAGGAAUACAUUCUCCUAUGCUGCCAGUGCCCUGCAGGGGGGCUUCUGGAUAAACCUGGCAAGUCAAGGGACUUCUACCACACCUGUUAUUGCCUGAGCGGCUUAUCCGUAGCACAGCAUUUUGGCAGUGGAGAGAUUCUAUGUGAUGUGGUCUUGGGAGUGCCUGAAAAUCGCUUGCAACCCACUCAUCCUGUGUACAACAUUGCACCAGACAAGGUGGUCCAGGCCGUCAUGUAUUUCCUGCAGAAGCCCAUCCCAUGUGUGGAGGAAGAGGUAGCAGGAAUUUCUGCUGCCACUGACUAAAAGGCCCUGUGUCUCCUCAGAUCACUACUCCAAUAUCUACUUUCCUAGUACACGGCAUAUCCACAGUGUACACAGUGCUGUACAAAGCCUUAGCUGCCAUGGAGCUAUAUUUUUUCCUUUUCUUAAAAUACACAGGGGUGUGUGUGUGUGUGUG